Molecule: messenger RNA, 1296 nt
Organism: Juglans regia (Persian walnut)
Lineage: Eukaryota; Viridiplantae; Streptophyta; Magnoliopsida; Fagales; Juglandaceae
Product: probable indole-3-pyruvate monooxygenase YUCCA7
Exons: 3
Coding region: 1-1296 (431 amino acids)
Molecular function (GO): NADP binding; N,N-dimethylaniline monooxygenase activity; flavin adenine dinucleotide binding
Source: RefSeq, a predicted model, not a curated record
AUGCCAAACAGUUGUCUGAGUAUACCACCAAUGGUUCCAGCUUUUGAGCAUGAGGGCCUUUUUGCUCCCCGAUGCAUAUGGGUGAACGGACCGGUCAUAGCUGGGGCUGGUCCAUCGGGUUUAGCCGUUGGUGCUGGCCUUAAAGAACAAGGAGUGCCUUUCAUUAUCCUUGAACGGGCAAACUGCAUUGCCUCUCUAUGGCAAAACCACACGUAUGAUCGCCUCAAGCUUCACCUCCCCAAACAAUUCUGUCAACUACCCAACUUCCCAUUCCCAGAGUACUACCCGGAAUAUCCUACCAAAUAUCAGUUUGUCGAUUACCUAGAAUCAUAUGCGGAACACUUCGAUAUAAGCCCACAUUUCAAUGAAACGGUGCAGUCUGCUAAAUAUGAUGAUACUUUUGGUUUGUGGAGAGUCCAAACAAUUAGAAAAACCAGUUCAAACCCUUUUGAUCAAGUUGAGUACUUUUGCCGGUGGCUCGUGGUUGCCACUGGUGAGAAUGCAGAGAAAGUGGUGCCGGAGUUUGGGGGCUUGGAAGAGUUUGGUGGCCAUGUCAUGCAUGCUUGUGACUACAAAUCCGGCGACAGCUAUAGUGGGAAACGUGUACUUGUUGUUGGUUGUGGGAAUUCAGGCAUGGAAGUCUCCCUCGAUCUUUGCAAUCACAAUGCAGAACCAGCAAUGGUUGUUCGAAACUCGGUUCAUGUAUUGCCAAGGCAAAUUCUGGGAAAAUCAACUUUUGAAUUAGCAGUUUUGUUAAUGAAAUGGCUGCCACUUUGGCUUGUGGAUAAGAUAUUGCUGAUUCUUGCGUGGUUCAUUCUUGGGAAUGUGGAAAAAUAUGGUCUGAGAAGGCCAUCGAUAGGUCCUUUACAGCUAAAAAACACUUCAGGAAAGACCCCUGUGCUGGACAUUGGUGCCUUGCAGAAAAUUAGAUCUGACGAGAUCAAGGUGGUCCCUGGAAUUGAAAGGUUCUUUCCCGGCAAAGUUGAAUUUGUUAAUGGAGAGGAUUUGGAGAUUGAUUCUGUUAUUCUGGCAACUGGGUAUCGCAGCAAUGUUCCUUCAUGGCUAAAGGAAUAUGAGUUCUUUUCCAAGGAUGGACUUCCAAAAGAUCCAUUUCCAAAUGGGUGGAAAGGUAAAGCUGGGCUCUAUGCAGUUGGUUUCACAAGGAGAGGUCUCUCUGGUGCAUCUUUGGAUGCCAUUAGCGUGGCAAAUGAUAUUGCCAGGAGCUGGAAAGAAGAAACAAAGCAGAGAAAGAUAUCUAUUGCAUCUCGCCAUAGGAGAUGCAUUUCCCAUUUUUGA